Messenger RNA from Brenthis ino (lesser marbled fritillary), 369 nucleotides. The record is from the annotation of a GenBank genome assembly. Lineage: Eukaryota; Metazoa; Arthropoda; Insecta; Lepidoptera; Nymphalidae.
AUGGCGAAAAUGGCUUUUCAACACCAAGCCGGGACGGCUAUGGAAUGUCUAAGCAUUCCAAUAACUCUUCAAAAAGAGGCUGGUGUUGAUGCCGAAGGGCGAGAAGUAAUGAAAUGCGGUUUUAAAAUAGGAGGUGGAAUUGACCAAGACUAUCGUAAAAGCCCUCAGGGAUACACUGACAAUGGAAUAUAUGUAACUGAAGUACACGAGGGAAGUCCUGCAGCAAAAUCAGGGCUAAGAAUGCAUGAUAAAAUUUUACAAUGCAAUGGUUAUGACUUCACAAUGGUAACACAUAAAAAAGCUGUUAGUUAUAUCAAAAAACAUCCAGUUUUAAACUUGCUUGUAGCAAGAAAAGGUGUCACAUCAACA